Molecule: messenger RNA, 1480 nt
Organism: Xiphias gladius (swordfish)
Lineage: Eukaryota; Metazoa; Chordata; Actinopteri; Istiophoriformes; Xiphiidae
Product: histamine N-methyltransferase-like
Exons: 7
Coding region: 93-977 (294 amino acids)
Molecular function (GO): N-methyltransferase activity
Source: RefSeq, a predicted model, not a curated record
AAAAAAGGAAGCUGCGAUUCUAGUGGGAGGGUUUUAUUCCCGCCUGCAGAGCUCCAGGGACGCACGCAGUUCUGCGCCACAUGUGAGCUGCCAUGGCAUCUCCGCUGAAGAGUCUGGUUGAUGAUGAUAACAGGUACCAGACAUCCUUCCAGCUUUUUCUGGAGCGCUCCUCUGAGCAUCAGUGUAUGCAGGACUUCAUCCACAAUAAGCUGCCAGACAUACUGGCCAGCAUUGGAGAUGGAAAGUCCCAUCUAAAUGUCAUUGGAGUUGGAAGUGGAGCUGGUGGGAUUGACCUAGAGAUGCUCACCAAGCUCCAUAUGAAGCACCCAGGGGUGACUGUGGAUAAUGAGGUGGUGGAGCCUAGCAGCCAGCAGCUACAUAACUACAAAGUUUUAGUGUCACAGAAACCAGGUUUAGAUUACAUCAAAUUUACCUGGAACAAGAUGACUGCCUCUGAGUUUGAGGAGCAGUGGAAACUGAAAAAGAUGACAAAGAAAGCUGACUUCAUUCACAUGAUACAGAUGCUGUACUAUGUGAAGGAUCCUGAAGCUACCAUCAACUUCUUCCAGAGUGUCCUUGACAAGAAUGGGAAGCUUCUUAUCAUCCUAGUGUCUGGGGAGAGUGGUUGGGGAAAGCUGUGGCGGACCUACAGGAGCCAGCUUUGUAACACAGAAAUAAGUCAGUGUAUCACCACUGGAGACAUCAAAAGCUUCCUGGACUCCAAGGGAGUGAGCUACCAGAGCUACGAGCUGCUGUCUCAAAUGGAUAUCACCGAGUGUUUCACUGAAGGGGAUGAGAACGGAGAGCUGCUGCUCGAUUUUCUCACUGAGGUGCUGCAUUUCAGCAAGUCGGCCUCACCUGAGCUGAAAGCUGGUGUCAUGGAGUUACUUCGCCACCCAGACUGUAGUGUGGAGUCUGACGGCAAAGUUAUCUUUAACAACAACCUCGGAGUGAUAGUCAUAGAUCAGCCCUCUUAAGAACAGUUUGUUAGUAUAGCAAAUGUGAAAUUUGCAGUAUAUUGAUAAGAGAGUUGUUGAGUUUUAAACGGGAUGAAUGUUAAGAAUUGUACGUUGUAUAAUGAAUUAUAUAUAAUUAACAAGCUUUGGGGGAAAUAACUUGGUUUACAUGGUCAAAGGUACAAAUCUUCCACACCACUUGAACGAUCUCCAGGAGUCUCUCUUAUUUUUGGGUUAAUACAGUAUUAUAUAUUAAUUCUAUAUAAUCUUCGAUGCUUGUGCAAACAGAAAAUGGCUUAAUUGUAUUGUUUUUUCCAAACAGUUUGUUGCAUUGUCAUGAUCCACUCAAAUUUUCCAACAAAUGUAAAGAUAAGAGUUUUAAUCAGUUCGAGAUUUUAGCGGCGUAAGCUUUUAAUGGGUUACAGUUGGCAGGCUUGUGCUGCCAACCCCAUGACACUGAUGCUCUCAUUUGAUCAUAUUACUUUGGGAAUAUAAAAAAAAUAAAUGAAAAAUUGAACAUUUCA